Molecule: messenger RNA, 2479 nt
Organism: Nerophis lumbriciformis (worm pipefish)
Lineage: Eukaryota; Metazoa; Chordata; Actinopteri; Syngnathiformes; Syngnathidae
Source: RefSeq, a predicted model, not a curated record
UGAAAGCAGAAGGGGCGGGGCUGCAGUGCUCACUGUGCUCAGUCUUGGGCAGGGCGGCUAAGAUCAAAAUUAUAGUCGAACAGAUUCACAGCGAACAUAACAAUGUAUACCUCACAUAUUUGUCUUUUCUAAAGCCCAGGGAGGGGAGUUUUAAAGCAUUGGAGUGCUGCCGGACACAAAGGUUUAGGACUUGUUACAACAUGGACGACAACUGCUAUGCUAAGAUGGCGACACGAAGAGAAGACGGAAAAGAGUCAUCGCCACCAACUACCAGCAACUCAUCAACGGACAAAAAGAGGAACAUUGCAGAUAAAGACGUCCAGCGGCUGAUUGGUCAUCAAGAAGAAGAAGAACAUUCCACUCAGCCGCAAGGGAUCUCCACUUUGAAGGAGGAUAAUAUCCAUUCCCUCCAUGUUAAGGAGGAAGAGGAAGAAUUGCGGAUUACUCAGGAUGAGUGUCGUCAAGGGCCGACGGAGGCGGAUCCCACCAAGUUGCCGCUGACCGUUGUCUCUGUGAAGACUGAAGACCAUGAAGAUAAACCACAAGACCAGCAGCUGAUUGGUCAUCAAGACGAACAUUGCUCUCAGCCGCAAGAGAUCUCCACUUUAAAACAGGAGAAUCUGCAUUUCUUCCACGUUAAAAAGGAAGAGGAGGAACUCUGCAUCACUCCAGAGAGAGAAUUUCUUCCCGAGCCCGAGCAAGCUGAUCCCACCAAGUUGCCACUGACUGUUGUCUCUGUGAAGACUGAAGACCACGGAGACGAACUACAAGCAGACAACCUCUUAGCUCCACUAUCAAAUAGUGAGGCUGAAGACUCGGUUAAAGAACCUUCAAGCAGCGAUACAGACUGUGAAGGUGAUAUGAGGACUCACACUGACAACAAACACUCUAAAAGCUCGAAAAUGAAGACAGACAUCCACCAGCUGACGGGUCAUCAAAAAGAGCCGCAAGAAAUCUCCACUUCAAAGCAAGAAAAUAUCCAUUCCGUCAACUUUAAAGAGGAAGAACUCUGGGUCACUCGGGGUCAGUGUCUUCUAGGGCCCAAGGAGGCUGAUCCCACCAUGUUGCCACUGACUGUUGUCUCUGUGAAGACUGAAGACUAUGAAGACAAAACCCAAGACCAACAGCUGACUGGUCAUCUAGAAGAAUAUUGCCCUCAGGUAGAAGGGAUCUUCACUUUAAAGCAUGAGAAUCCGCAUUCCCUCCACUUUAAAAAGGAAGAGGAGGAAUUCCGGAUCACUCAGGACUCGGAGAGAAAAUGUCUUCGAGGGCCGGAAGAGGCUGAUCCCACCGAGUUGCCACUGACGGUGAAAUCUGAAGACUAUGAAGACAAACCUCAAGCUGAUAACCUCUUAGCUCCACUAUCAGAUAGUGAGGCUGAAGACUUGAUUGAAGAACCUUUAGGCGGCGAUACAGACUAUGAAGGUGAUAGGAGGACUCAGACUGACAACAAACUCUCUAAAAAGAAGAAGAAAGAACCUUUGACGUGUUCGGUUUGUGCCAAAAGCUUUACUCAAAAGAGCCUUUUGACAAGGCACAUGAAAACACACAAAGGAGAAAAACCAUUCAGUUGUUCAGUAUGCGGGUCAAAAUUCACUCUGAAGUCAAGUAUGGUGAGACACAUGAACACACACACAGGAGUAAAACCCUUUAGUUGUUCAGUGUGCAAUAAAAGAUUCUUAGAAAAGAAAAAUAUGGAAAGACACAUGCAAACGCACACAGGAGAAAAACCGUUUAGUUGCUCUGUAUGCGGGAAAAGAUUCACCCAGAAGGGAACCAUUGCAACACACAUGAGCACACAUGCGGCAGAAAAAGCCUUUAGUUGUCCAGUUUGUGGGAAAAGAUUCACGUUCAAUUCAAGUUUGGCAAGACACAUAAACACCCACAAAGGAGAAAAACCCUUUAGUUGUUCGGUUUGCGAUAAAAGAUUCCUAGAAAAGGUCGAUGUAAAAAGACACAUGAGAACACACACGGGAGAAAAGCCUUAUGGUUGCUCUGUCUGCAGUAAAAGAUUCAGUCAGAGGGGAAGUAUGCUCACACACAUGAGUUCGCACAUAGAAGGAAAACCAUUCGGUUGUUCUGUUUGCGGUCAAAGAUUUUUCUUGGAGCCCACAAUGACCAGACACAUGAAAACACACACAGGACAAAGACCAUUUAAUUGCACAGUUUGUGGUAAAAAUUACAUUUUUCAGGCACAUUUGACGGAACACAUGCAGACACACAGUAAAAAGUAAAGGUCUUCCUCUCCAGUUUGUGCUAAAAUCGUAAAAUUGCAAUGUCAGUUGUGAGAAGUCGCAUGAAAAGCAAUGAUGUGUUGUGUUUAUGAUAACUCGUUCCAUCAUGAGUUGGUGUGUAAGAAUAACACAGACAACCUUCAUUGGUUGAUGACAACAUGAAUGCUGGUGUUUUCCUCACCUUUCUUCUUUUGGAUUAGAGCUGUCAAACUCAUUUUAGCUGAGGGGCCGCAUGGAGGAAAGUG